ACGCCCUCACACACCAAACAGAGCAUUUUUAACAGAGUCGUAUAUGAAUAAAAAACAGAGGAACCCACCUUUGGAUUAAACUUGUUCUUCUUCUUUCUUCGUCCAUGGCUGAAUCUUUCUUCUGCAGCCAUUGAAGAAUCAAGAAGAUUUAUGAUGACACAAAUUUGUAAAAAGCUUGAGCAAGUCAAAAUCAGGUGGAGUUUAGUAGAGGAGAAGGUAUCGAUUUUUCGACAGUUUUUUCAGUUCAUUUGGGACAGGAUUCUUUCUUGCUCAAUAGGUAAACAGAGGAAGUACCGCCGGCUGGCUCACCGACAGUCACCAGAGCCUAUUGAGGCUGCUCUGGAGGACCAGGAGGCCGCGACGACGACGUCGGGUAGUGGGUACGACUCGGAUUCUGACUUGGUGCCCUUGAAGAUUAGUAUUCUUGGUGAUUGCCAGACUGGGAAGACAACUUUUGUGAUCAAGUAUGUUGGAGAUGAGCAGGAGAAGAAAUGCUUACAAAUGGGAGGAUUAAAUUUAAUGGACAAGACAUUGUUUGUUCAAGGAGCAAGAAUUUCAUUUAGUAUAUGGGAUGUUGGAGGUGAUAGUAUGGCACUAGAUCAUGUACCAAUUGCAUGUAAAGAUGCAGUUGCAAUUUUGUUUAUGUUUGAUCUUACCAGUCGGUGUACGCUUAAUAGUGUAAUUGGAUGGUAUAGCCAAGCAAGAAAGUGGAAUCAGACAGCAAUUCCUAUUCUAAUAGGAACCAAAUUCGAUGAUUUUGUCAAGCUUCCUCCAGAUUUGCAAUGGACGAUUGUGACCCAGGCAAGAGCAUAUGCAAGAGCAAUGAAAGCUACACUUUUCUUCUCAAGUGCUACACAUAACAUAAAUGUCAACAAGAUCUUCAAGUUCAUAAUGGCUAAGCUCUUCAACUUGCCAUGGACUGUUGAGAGAAACUUGACCAUCGGAGAACCCACCAUCGACUUCUGAAGCUGCCAUUCUCCGAUCGAAACCUUCAUGUACAUACAUUGCCGAUAAAGAGGAAUAAACACUCUGCAAAUUUAACUACCAACAUCUUAUGCUCUAGGUGAUUUUUUUUGGUUCUUUUUUUUAGAAUCCCGUUCGUUUUCUUUUUUUUUCAUUUUGUUCCUUGUAAUGAUACAAGACGGGUGCGUGUUGGGGGUACAACAGGUAUGUACUCAAUGUAACGGUAGAUCUAGAGACUCCACAAUUCGUUUAUAAUUACAGAGUUUACAAUUUGAAUCCAAUGGUUUGAGAGCAAAA
Molecule: messenger RNA, 1260 nt
Organism: Tripterygium wilfordii
Lineage: Eukaryota; Viridiplantae; Streptophyta; Magnoliopsida; Celastrales; Celastraceae
Product: septum-promoting GTP-binding protein 1-like
Exons: 6
Coding region: 151-966 (271 amino acids)
Molecular function (GO): GTP binding; GTPase activity
Source: RefSeq, a predicted model, not a curated record